CUUUAGGCUGCCAGUGUUGUCAAGACGGGCAGAGAGACGCGUUGUAAACGUGCAUCAUUGCGUUCAUCAAAGAGCACGAGCGCUACAUCGACAGGCUCUUCACACACAGACCGUGGCUUUAGGCUGUCAUCCUGAUGCUGGACUGAGCCUUGUUGCUCGAAAGAGGAAGCUGAGAAGGAACAAUACCUAGAGAGCUUGUGAAUCGUUGGCAAGUGAAUAUCAAUUUUCAGACCGAGCCCGUCUUCUGUCGACAGCGCCUUACCAAGCGUCAUUGCAGAGGAACACAGACGCCAGUUUCCCUCGGCGCUUAUUAUAACACAAAAGCAAUGCCGGGCUAUGACUACAAGUUCCUCGAGAAACCCAAGAGACGCUUUCAGUGUCCUCUGUGUAGCAAAGCGAUGAGGGAACCCGUCCAAGUUUCCACAUGUGGACACCGAUUCUGCGACACCUGUCUGCAAGAAUUUCUCAGUGAGGGGGUCUUCAAGUGCCCUGAGGACCAGCUCCCACUGGAUUAUGCCAAGAUCUAUCCUGACCCUGAGCUGGAGCAGCAGAUAUUGGCUCUGGCCAUCCGCUGUAUUCACAGUGAGGAGGGCUGCCGCUGGACCGGCCAGAUGAAGCAGCUACAGAGCCACUUCUCCACCUGCGCAUUCAACGUGAUCCCCUGCCCCAAUCGCUGCUCCGUCAAGCUGACUCGCCGGGACUUGCCUGAGCACCUGCAGCAUGACUGCCCCAAACGCAAGGUCAAGUGCGAGUUCUGCGGAAGCGAGUUCACAGGAGAGGCCUUUGAGAACCACCAGGGCAUCUGUCCACAGGAGAGUGUCUACUGCGAAAACAAAUGUGGAGCGAGAAUGAUGAGGAAACUCCUGUCCCAGCACACAAUGACAGAAUGCCCCAAACGCACCCAACCCUGCAAGUACUGCGGCAAAGAGUUCGUCUACGACACCAUCCAGAACCAUCAGUUCCACUGCCCUCGCUUUCCCGUGCAGUGCCCUAAUCAGUGUGGAACCCCAAACAUCGCCCGAGAGGAUCUGGCUAACCAUGUGAAGGAGAGCUGUGGCAGUGCAUUGAUCCUCUGCCCCUUCAAAGAGGCCGGCUGCAAACAUAGAUGCCCAAAGAUAGCUAUUGGUCGACAUCUGGAGGAGAGCACAAAGUCCCACCUCACGAUGAUGUGCACUCUGGUGGGGCGUCAGCGACAGGAAAUCAUGGAUUUGAGACGAGAAAUGGAGGAGCUGUCCGUCAGUCAUGACGGCGUUCUUAUCUGGAAGCUGACCGACUACUCACGCAAACUGCAGGAGGCCAAACUCCGCAACAACCACGAGUUCUUCAGCCCGCCCUUCUACACACACCGCUACGGCUACAAACUGCAGGUGUCUGCAUUUCUAAAUGGUAACGGCAGUGGGGAGGGCACACAUCUGUCCAUCUACAUCCGCGUGCUGCCCGGCGAGUACGAUAACCUGUUGGAAUGGCCCUUCUCGUACAAGGUGACCUUCUCAAUCUUGGACCAGAGCGACCCAUCGCUGUCCAAACCUCAACAUAUCACAGAGACCUUCAACCCUGACCCCAACUGGAAGAACUUCCAGAAACCAAGCAGCAGCCGGAACUCGCUGGACGAGAGCACGCUGGGUUUUGGCUACCCCAAGUUCAUCUCGCACGAGGAGAUCAAGAAGAGGAACUACAUCCGUGACAACUCCAUCUUCCUCAAAGCUUCCAUAGAGAUCCCCCAAAAAAUCAUGGCUUGAGUUUAACGGGACUUAGGUGAAGAUUUUUCUCGACAGGUCUUGAUGGACCCUUAUCAACAACUUUACUGAAAGACUCAGUGCUCAUCUGACUGGUUAUUUGGCUGGCUUCAGGAGCCCGUAUGUCAGUGUUUGAUCAGCAAAAUCACUCUGAAGUGUUUUGGAUUUGAUUUUUAACACUUUCUUCCUUAAUUUAAAGCAACAACUUUGACAUUCAGUAGUGCCUAGAACAUUUAUUUUAAUUUAAAUGUUAUUUUUGAAGUGUGAUUUUAUUUGAUUUCCCUAACAGAUGUCAAGUAUAAAGUAAAAGAUUGAAGCGGACCGUGAAAGGCUAUUCACCUUUGCACUUUGAGAAUGUUUGAAUAUUCUUCAAAGGGAACGGAGCUUUAAAACACAACAGCAGUCAGUACUGUUAUGCCUGUGUUAAGAAUUCAGCAUACACACACUCACGCAAAACCUUCUUGACCCUUUUGUGUACACACUUUUCCCUGGUAUUGGCUCUUGAAAAGAAACUCAACGAUGAGGGUCAAAAGAACCUAGCUUUCCUGUUUAACUUGUUUUAAGUAAACUAACAACUAACAAUGGUUGUGAACUAAAUGUAGCUUAACUUCAUCACCUUUUGUCACUCUACCAGUGACAAAAGUGUAUGUCAGUGUAUGAUACUUGUUUGAAUUAGACUCCAAUUUUGAACGGUGUAUUGUAGUACUUGAUGCAUUGUUUUUCAACACUCUGUUGUUCUUGGCCCACGUUCCGUUUAGGACCGAUUCCAGGAAUUUAAUGGGUGAAGGUGCUAAAAGCUUGUUUUUUUUUCAUUAUUGUAUGAUGGAAACGAAACCUUUUGCAACUCAUGCACUCGAGUCUGUAUCGAAAGCCAUGCUAGAGUUUGUUUACAUUCAGUCUGUGGGCGUUGGGUGAGGAUUGCAGGUCACAUGAUCUUCAAAGUGGACCACUUUUUGUACUGUUUUCUUAACCAGUGUGUCGAGGGCUUGUUACGUUUCAGCAGACGAACGGUUAAAAGUAACCAAAUUUCUUUUUGUAAUAUGUGAAAAAAAAAUGUGAGCAACACCAGUUGAAUUUGUUUCAUAAAUGGAGGGUGUUUUGAAUGUGAACUUUGGACUCACAUGCGUGGUACACCCUUUCUGGGUUUUUUUGUGUUUCUUACUAUUCCGGUCAAUGAAAGCUGAUGGAUAGAAAGGUACGGGCACUUGCCACGGUCACCCCCAAAAUGUGUUGGUGCCUCAGGUGCGAGGGUGUCGAGCAGCACUGGUAGCCAUGGUUACCAGAAAGCAGCAUGUAAAAAGGAGGAGAGUUCUUCCAUGUGCCUGAGGAAGAUGAGCCUUGUGCAAUAUGGCUGCCAUUGCUCCAUACAGACCAGUGGAGGACUUUGUUGAUACUUAUUAUAUAUUAUAUGUGAAUACUAAUAAAAAAAAAUGCAAAAGCACAUUCUUCUUCACAUUUAAUCUCGCUACGAUACCAGCAAAUAUUUUGCAACGAUUUUGAGAAAACCUGAAAACAGAAAAAACAAAUUGUUUUUUGUGUUAAGAUUCUGUAUUUUACAAAAUACUUCAGAUGUUUUCUACAACAUUUUUUUGCGGAAAUGAGUUUGGGGAGAGCCUGUAUGUUUACAUUUUAUGGACCCUUAUUACGUUUCACCUCUGUGGCAUUUCAUCGAUCGUUCUGUUUGUCUGGUUUGAAUUUUGCAUAUUAUGUCUGUAUUAUUUCCUGUUGAAAGUAUUUAUUUUAAGGCGCCAUGACAUAAACUUGUUUAAAGAAAUAGUGCGGAUGUUUUUAUAAGUUGAUUUGAUUAUUGCUUGUCAAAUAUCACUUGAA
Molecule: messenger RNA, 3566 nt
Organism: Xyrauchen texanus (razorback sucker)
Lineage: Eukaryota; Metazoa; Chordata; Actinopteri; Cypriniformes; Catostomidae
Product: TNF receptor-associated factor 4-like
Exons: 7
Coding region: 327-1739 (470 amino acids)
Biological process (GO): signal transduction; activation of NF-kappaB-inducing kinase activity; regulation of apoptotic process
Molecular function (GO): zinc ion binding; protein binding
Source: RefSeq, a predicted model, not a curated record